GAGACUCUCAGCGCUACUAUGCAGCAGUCGGAUGACACGCUUGUUUUUUAGAAUAGGCUUUUGGAGGGAGGUUUAGAUAAAUGCUGUGUAUAUAAAAAAACAUAGUUUAUUGAACAUGUUGAAAACAUAUCGCGGAAAAGUCGUGGUCUCUCUUGCGGGAGCCACCGUCACCUGUCUGGGGUUUCUGUUGUUUCUCUCGCAGCAUCAGCGGAUUCAGGCGGACGGGAUGCAGAACGAGAGCGAGGUCGGGUUGCGCUCGCUCCAGAGUCUGGGAGAUUCAGAGACUGAUGAUGGAGCUCAGCCUGAGCAGAAUGCAAAGAAAGGAUUCUCUGCUUAUUUUUCCAAGCUGACCCGCAGCAGGAGGGAAGCGGAUAAGCCCAGCGAGGCACCCGGAGCGGCGACAGACGCGCCGCCUGCGGAGGACAUCAGCGCGGAUGACAUCUUCAUCGCAGUGAAGACCACUAAAAAGUUUCACCGGUCCAGACUGGAUCUACUUCUGGACACCUGGAUCUCCAGAAACAUGCGACAGACAUACAUCUUCACAGACGGCGAGGAUGAGGAGCUGAAGAAGAAAAUUGGAAGCCAUGCUAUCAACACCAACUGCUCUGCUGCCCACAGUCGCCAGGCUCUGUCCUGCAAGAUGGCUGUUGAAUAUGACAAGUUCAUUGAGUCUGGAAAAAAGUGGUUCUGUCAUGUGGAUGAUGAUAACUAUGUGAACACAAAGACACUUGUGAAGUUGCUCUCCAACUACCCCCACACUCAGGACAUGUACAUUGGCAAACCUAGCCUGGACAGGCCAAUUGAGGCUACAGAAAGACUUGGGGACAACAAAAUGAGACCUGUGAAUUUCUGGUUUGCCACUGGAGGAGCUGGUUUCUGUAUCAGCCGUGGGCUUGCUUUGAAGAUGAGUCCAUGGGCAAGUGGUGGCCAUUUCAUGAACACUGCUGAGAAGAUCCGUCUUCCUGAUGACUGUACCAUUGGCUAUAUCAUCGAGUCAGUUCUUGGGGUCUCUUUGACCCGAAGCAGCUUGUUCCACUCGCACUUAGAGAACCUGCAACAGGUGUCCAAAUCAGAAGUACACAAACAGAUUACAUUGAGUUACGGAAUGUUUGAAAACAAGAGGAAUAUCAUCAACAUGAAAGGGGCUUUCUCUGUUGAGGAGGACCCAUCCAGGUUCAAGUCAGUGCACUGUCUGCUGUAUCCAGACACUCCUUGGUGCCCUCCUCAGGUUGCCUACUAAGGCGACCGGCUCCUCUGUUGUAUCCUCGUCUCUCACUGCCUCGGUAUCUGAAAGGCAUGAGGGACCAGUGUGGUAUUGGGCUGUGUGACCGCUGCGUUUACUCUGCAGUGGCGCACGGCCUUUCGCGGUUAUUCUGGGCUGCUGUGCGGCCCGCCUUUAAACAGUUCCUUCCUGCCUGGUGCCUGAGCUUCCUGUCCGACUCAGACACGACGCAGGGCCCGGCUUUCAGAAGGACGCUUCCAUCGCCAAGCUUCGCAUGCAAUCAACUGUGCUUUACGUCAUUACUGUUGCUUGUAUCCCAUUUGCAAUUCUCAUAGAAUGUAACUUUCUAGUAUACCCAAGCCUUUUGCCAGCUUUAUACGCUUAGUUUUUAAAUUGGAAUUAGCAAAUACUUUAUAUUGAUUAUUUCUCUCUCCAAAUCUCAUUCAGGACGUUUUUUUAUCCCUCAGGUUUGAUUUAACGAUUGAUUUCCAAAAGAAAUAUUCUGAGAAAAUCAGUAACGUAGGUGCUUUAAUCAUCUAAAGCAGUGUUUCUCAACCACGCUCCUGAAGGACCACCAGCAUUGCACAUUUUACAUGUCUCCCAAACCAAACACACCUGAUUCAGAUCAGCAGCUCAUUAGCAGAGAAUGAAAGACCUGUAAUGCUGUGACAGACUAAGGAACCAUCCGAAACAUGCUGUGUUGGUGGUCCUCUAGGAAUGCGGUUGAGAAACACUGCUCUAAAGGACUCCGGACACAAUUAAUGAAAUGAAGGUCCUUUUUAUUUGUGAAUUUCUUUCUUUAAUGUCAGUGUUAUUAUAAUUAUUAUUGCUGUUUAGUUGAUUUUGACAUUUUGUGCUGGCAAUAGGCAAAUAUUCCGAACAUGCUGGCAGGUUGUUUUAAUCUGCAGUAUAUGAGGUUUGAGCACUUUUCUCCCUAAAAUCUGGGCAUUUUAUUGUGAUUUUAAAUCUUAAAGCUGUGUGAAAUAAUGUAUCAAGUGCCCUAAAUGUUAAGAUCUUUAUAUUAUUUAAUGCCAAUGCAUUCACACAAUCUUUGCAGAUAUAUAUGAAGAGAUUUUUGGCAUGAUUUAUUAAAAUAUUUUAUUGUUAGCUUUUGCUCAAAGAUGUACCUAAGUGGGAGUUGCACAGCUUGGUUUAAAGAAACUGUUGGUUGCUCAAGUAAAGCGUCUCAUAGCAAUGGCGUUUACUGUUGUGAAUUGGCGCCAGGGCCACUGUCAACACAAUGUACAUUGUUAAAACAGAUGGCAGCUAAAGUUGAAGACGUGUUUAUAGCACAGAUCUGAGUUCUCUGAUCCCUUUUGCACAGAGUGGUCUGGCCUAGAGCCACAGUUUCACAGUUGGACAUCACUAUGCCAACUAUACAAAACAUGCUAAGUGAGAGCUUGACAUGAGCAACAACAGUGAUCCUAACAGAGUUUCGGUUUCUCUUUGGGAAUGACCCAUAUUGGGUGAGCCUGUAUAUCUUAUUUUAAAGCAGUAUUUAUGUACUGUGCUAUUUGAAAACAACUGUAUUUGUACAUAAUUGUUUAGAUAUUAUUUGCAUUCGGUCACUUGUGGAUCAGACCUGGUUCUGAUGAUUCCUAUCGUGUUUUUUAAUGCUCUGAAUUUCGCUAAAGGCUGUAAGUUACAUUCCAGUAUCUGGAGUCAUUGUUCAAAUGUUGUCAUCUCAGGGAUCACAGUCCUGAUGUUGUUACCUUGGGCUGCCUUGGUAAUUCAGCUUUUGAAUAAAGCAGCAUAUUCGCUAAAAAA
Molecule: messenger RNA, 2989 nt
Organism: Danio rerio (zebrafish)
Lineage: Eukaryota; Metazoa; Chordata; Actinopteri; Cypriniformes; Danionidae
Gene: lfng
Product: LFNG O-fucosylpeptide 3-beta-N-acetylglucosaminyltransferase
Source: RefSeq, marked validated